CAGCUACGCUUCAAAAUGAAAACCUUCGCCGCCACAGUCCUGGUUGCUGCCGCCUGCUUCUUGGUUUUUUCAGAUGCUCAGUCAUCUGUUGAGCCAGCAGUGACCAGGCCUGCCGCGAAUUUAACUGCUGCUACAAACUUCUGCAAAAUCCCUUCAUGCGGGCCAUAUCAACCUCAGCACGUUUACUGCCUUUAUCCGAGUCCAACUUGGGGAAAGGCUUGCAAACCGGCCUACCCGACCAAAUCCAUCGUGACCGAUGCCGACAUCAAGACUAUUUUGAAAGUGCACAACGAUUACCGACGUAAAGUUGCGCAGGGCCUCGAGACCCAAGGAAGUCCAGGUCCUCAACCCCCUGCGUCCAACAUGAGAGAGUUGAAAUGGGACCAAGAGCUCUCCGACAUGGCAGCAGCUCACGCCCAACAGUGUGUGUUUAAGCAUGACACUUGCAGAAAUGUUCCUCGUUUUCGAGUGGGUCAGAAUUUGUUCAUUUUCAAGUCUCAAUCCGACACCGCUGGCAACUCAGACUGGAAUGGAGCCAUAACCGCUUGGUACAACGAAGUUCAAUACAUGAACACCACUUAUGUCCAAUCCCUCCCAUCAAGCCCACCAAAUGUAAUUGGACACUACACGCAAGCAGUAUGGGCAGAUACUUCCCUUGUUGGCUGUGCAGUUGCUUACUUCCAAACUACGACGAGCAUUUCGUUUCCCUAUAAUAGAAUGUACGUUUGCAAUUACGGUCCAACUGGCAAUUAUCGCGGCUCUGCUGUUUAUAAGCAAGGAACAUCCGGUUCCGCCUGCCCCGCAGGCACUGUGAACAGCAACGGCUUGUGUAACUUGGACACAAGCAAUCGUUGUGGUGAUUUGGGCUCAAUUUGUUUUUGAGCUUAAUAAUCUGUCGUGGACAUUAUUCCCCCUGAUUUAUUGGCGCCUAUAAAAUCCUAGUGCAGUAGUUUCAUAAUACAUUUAAUCAAUCAGCAA
Messenger RNA from Daphnia pulicaria, 978 nucleotides. RefSeq names its product venom allergen 5-like. NCBI's taxonomy places the organism in Eukaryota, Metazoa, Arthropoda, Branchiopoda, Diplostraca, Daphniidae. Bases 16 to 882 code for a protein of 288 amino acids. The transcript is spliced from 7 exons. The record is from RefSeq and is a predicted model, not a curated record. Gene Ontology annotation, cellular component: extracellular region.